AUGGUCGCCGCUCAGGUCGGCGAAGCCAAUUCGUCCAAGAUGCAAAAUAUGACCAAGGCGAAGAUACCUGGCGACGUGGGUCUCUUCCCAAAGACCUUCGUUGCUGCACCGCUCGUCGACUAUCUCCGUAUUGCUUUUUCCAAGCCGACGCUGUUUUUGCGCAUUCUAUGGAUGCUCUUCAAGAAGCCAUUCAUGAAUAAUUUCGGUCUUGUAUACAAUCUCGCCUGGACUCGCCGAAAAGGGUUCCGCGUCUUCUCAACCGCCUCCUUACGGAAACGGCCGAUACCACUGCACCUCACCUCCCGCAUCACAGAUGCUCUAACACUACACCGAGAACUCAACACCGCCAUCGCUGCAGGGGACAAGCACUGGCUACGCGCCCACUGCUGCACCGGCCUGGCCACAAAGGCCUGCAACCGCAUCGAGCGUCGUGGCGCGACGAAGUCGGGAGCAUCAAACCAGGAACACUGGGAGUUGCUGAGCUACGGUGGCCUGCCAGUGCUGGGCAGCAAAGUGCCACCAUGGCCACUGUGCUCGUGGAUGCCGGGGAAGGCGUACAAAGUCGUCAACGACGUCGUUGGCGCCCUGCCCGUCUCAAACGAUGUACUGAUAAGGCAGGUCAUUGUGCGCAUCACGUCAAAACAGAAGUACAACCUCAACAAUGGCAAGGGGGACCAGCAGAAGACCUUGACUGAGUAUGUCGUGUUGCAGAAGAUUUUAUUCCAAGGAGAAGAUGAAGGUUGGAAGGUGUGGGGCACGGUGAAGCCCAACACAGUGGAAGAAAUUCAGGCCAUGGUGGAAGAGGAUAAGAAAGAGGGUUCUCUCAUGGAUCGCGUCAGAGCCUUGAUGCCUUCACAGGGUGGUGGGAUGGGGCCAAUGGUGUAG
Molecule: messenger RNA, 885 nt
Organism: Cyphellophora europaea CBS 101466
Lineage: Eukaryota; Fungi; Ascomycota; Eurotiomycetes; Chaetothyriales; Cyphellophoraceae
Exons: 2
Coding region: 1-885 (294 amino acids)
Cellular component (GO): mitochondrion
Source: RefSeq, a predicted model, not a curated record